Messenger RNA from Crotalus tigris (Tiger rattlesnake), 2277 nucleotides. RefSeq names its product vomeronasal type-2 receptor 26-like. Gene Ontology annotation, cellular component: membrane. The transcript is spliced from 5 exons. The record is from RefSeq and is a predicted model, not a curated record. NCBI's taxonomy places the organism in Eukaryota, Metazoa, Chordata, Lepidosauria, Squamata, Viperidae. Gene Ontology annotation, biological process: G protein-coupled receptor signaling pathway. Gene Ontology annotation, molecular function: G protein-coupled receptor activity. Bases 1 to 2277 code for a protein of 758 amino acids.
AUGUCUCCAGGGAUGGUGAAAUUCCUGGCACUGUUCCUUUUUCUAUCCCUUGAAGAGUGCCAAAGAGUGACCACAAAGUGCGCUCAAACCCAAUUCUUCACUGUUCCUCAUGACUGGUAUCAGCCAGGGACACUUCUCAUUGGUGGGAUGGCAUCUCAGGUCAUUUAUGUAUUUAAUGAAGUUUCCUUCAAAAAUAUACCUUCACAAGAUAUUGGCUUUGAUCUUCCAGUGAUGCUGACCAAGUUCUACCAGAAUUCUUUGGCUUUGGCAUUUGCUGUAAAUACAAUCAAUAAGUCGCCAACAAUUUUGCCAAAUAUCACAGUGGGAUUCCACAUCUAUGACACCUACUAUGAUCAGAGGAUGACCUAUUACAAUCUUCUCAAUUUGCUCUUUAAAUUGCACCAUUUUCUUCCUAAUUAUGCAUGUGGACUCCCUAAAAACUUAAUUGCUGUUGUGGGAGGUCUUGCAUCUGACACCUCUUUUCACAUGGCAGAUGUUUUAGGACUCUACAAGAUUCCACAGCUCACAUAUGGAUCAUUUGCUCCUGAGGACACUGUAAAACCCAAGGAUCCUAUUUUUUAUCGCAUGGUCCCAAAUGAUGAAAACCAGUACAUGGGAAUUAUCCAUUUGCUUCUACACUUUGGCUGGACAUGGGUGGGUCUUUUUACAGGAGAUGAUGAUAGUGGAAAAUAUUUCUUGCAAAGCAUGGAAGCAUUGUUUUCCCAGUAUCGAAUCUGUUUAGCCUUCGUUCAGGUGUUUCCACGCCAAGGCCGUGUCUUGUCCAGUGAUGAUAUGGGUACAUUUGGAAAUCUCCAUGUAUCUGUUAUGGAUCAGAGGGCCAGAGCAUUUAUCAUCUAUGGAGAUACCAUGAAUCUUAUGUGGUUAAUUACCUAUAAUACUCUUCUAGUUUCUGAUCACGCAUAUUUUGGGAAGGUGUGGAUCAUGACAGCUCAGAUGGAAUUUGCAGUAACAGGAGUGACCAGACGGAUGGAUUUUCAAAUGUUCCAGGGUGCCAUAUCCUUCGCAAUUCAUUCCAAGCAACUUCAGGAAUUUCAGAUAUAUCUUCAGAAGAAAAAUCCAUACAAGCCUGAAGGUGAUGGUUUUGUCCAGUUGUUCUGGGAACAGGUUUUUGAAUGUUCAUUUCCAAACUCUGGGGAACCAUUGGAGCAGGAUGAACUAUGUACUGGGAAGGAGAACCUGGCUAAGCCUCCUCAAUCUGUUUUUGAAGUGAGAAUGAAUGGCCACAGCUACAGUAUUUACAAUGCUGUCUAUGCGGUAGCCCAUGCUCUUCACGCAAUGCACUCAUCAAAGACUAAAUACAGAACAGCAAUGGUAACUGGGAUUCAUGACACGGAUGAAUGUAUGCAGUGCCAAGAUGAUCAGUAUCGAAGCCAGAGCAAUGACAGCUGUUUCCCCAAAAUAAUAACCUUUCUUUCCUAUGAAGAACCAUUAGGAAUGGGUUUAGUCUCAAUUGUCCUUUGUUUUUCACUGGUCACGGUCUUGGUGUUUAUUACUUUUAUUAAACACAGUGAUACAGCCAUAGUCAAAGCCAAUAACCGAGAACUCACCUAUAUUCUUCUUUCCUCUCUCCUGCUCUGCUUCCUCUGCUCUCUUUUAUUCCUUGGCCAUCCCCACAAAGUCACUUGCCUCAUUCGUCAUGUUGCUUUUGGUAUCAUCUUUACUGUGGCAGUUUCUUGUGUGUUGGCCAAAACCAUCACUGUGGUUCUUGCUUUCAUGGCCACUAAACCAGGAUCCAAUGUGAGAAGGUGGGUGGGAAAAAGGCUGGCCAACACCAUUGUCCUUUCCUGCUCUCUCAUUCAAGCUGGCAUUUGUACUACAUGGCUGGCCAUUGCUCCUCCGUACCCCAGGUUGGAUAUGAAAUCUCUGCCAAACAAGAUAAUAGCAGAAUGCAAUGAAGGUUCUACCUUUAUGUUUUACUUUGUCUUGGGCUACAUGGGACUUCUGUCCAUCAUCAGCUUCAUAGUGGCUUUCCUGGCUAGAAAUUUGCCAGAUGCUUUCAAUGAAGCCAAAUUCAUCACUUUUAGCAUGCUCAUGUUUUGCAGUGUUUGGCUGACUUUUAUCCCAACUUAUUUGAGUGCCAAAGGCAAAUACAUGGUAGGUGUGGAGAUCUUCUCCAUUUUGGCCUCUGGGACUGCACUGCUUGCCUGUAUCUUUUUUCCAAAAGUUUAUAUUAUCCUGCUGAGACCUGAGCUGAAUAAUAAGGAGGGAUUAAUAAGGACAAAGAAUAAACCAGUGAAAUUGCAUGCUCUUAUAUAA